This is a messenger RNA of Thlaspi arvense, 393 nucleotides long. Lineage: Eukaryota; Viridiplantae; Streptophyta; Magnoliopsida; Brassicales; Brassicaceae. The record is from the annotation of a GenBank genome assembly.
AUGAAAAUGUUUUGUAUUGAUGAACAACAACAGCCAACGAGGAUUAGUUUCCAAAAGGCGGCUUUGAUUUCCAGCCAUGGGAGGACUAAUCUCUCCUUCAACCUGCGACGUUCAAUCCCCACUCGCCUCUCAGUUUCUUGUGCGGCCAAGCAAGAGACAGUGGACAAAGUGUCUAUGAUAGUUAAGAAGCAGCUAUCACUGAAAGACGAUCAAAAAGUCGUUGCAGAGACCAAAUUUACCGAUCUUGGAGCAGAUUCUCUCGACACGGUUGAGAUAGUGAUGGGGUUAGAGGAAGAGUUUGGCAUCCAGAUGGCGGAAGAGAGAGCACAGAAGAUUGCAACAGUUGAGCAAGCUGCUGAACUCAUCGAAGAGCUCAUGAAAGAGACGAAGUAA